UUUCUUUCUUUUUUUUUUUUUACAUAUAUUGACAUUGUUACCUUUAUGUGGAGUGCUACAAGGUUUAAAACAGCCAUAUGCUUACUUUUAAAACGAGAAAGAAUAAUGCAUUCUGGUAUUUGAUAGAAAUAUCAUUUAAGGGACUGAGCAUUUAAAAACUUUUGAAUAAAAGAUUGUAGUUAAAGUAAAGGAAACAUUUGUAAAGCCGAUUUGUUGUCUCAUUCCUCCGGGCACAUCCAACCUUGAUUCGUGUACUUGUUUAUUUCACACAUGGUUUUGUAACUUUUUGUAUAUCAUCACAAGAUGCUGAGAGAAAUCUUAACUUUUCUUUGAAGUAGUUGCUUAAAAGUCCUGAUAUAACAGUGACUCUUAGAAGCUGUACUGAGAGUAAAGAACACGUAACCGUAUGAAUCUUAUGAGUCUUAGGUUGUAUACAGUAUUGCUUGGCUUCUAGAAGGGUUAUCUCUUUAGCAGACAUAAUUGAGUUUGAUACUUGAUGGUUUUAGAAUAAGUAAUCAUUGGCUGAAUAUACAAAUGAAGACAAAUGGAUAGUUUGGGUUUGUUUUCCCCAAAUUAUAAUGGUAAAUGGUUAUUGAUGAUUGAGUAGUAGGCUUUCCUUAAUUAUUUUCAUUUAAGACACCCCCCUCCCCCAUGGCAAUCAGAGCAAGUAAAAUGGCUUUAUUUGGCCAUUUGUUAAUGAUUGUCCUGAAGGGAUGUUUAUCCUGGGAAAACCGAGGUUUUUGCUAUUAAAUGUUAUUGUAAAUAAGGCUGAAUUAACCUUUCCUCAGUACUCUGUUUUGGCUUUCUUCUUUUUGCUCCUCCUCUUCCUCUUCUUUUGUUUUCUUACUCUUGCCUUCACUGUGUUCCAUGGAGUAGACUUUAUUUGGAUAACACAGCUCAAGCUUUCCUCCUGAAUGAAGAUCCUGUAUCUUAGGUUGACUUACAAUUCAUUUCUGAUUUUAUUAAGAUCUAAUCUAACGUCUACUUUUUUAUUUCUACAUAAGAUCCCCAAAAUUUCUCAAGGUUGUGCUUUCGGGGCGGGGGGGCUAUAAUUAUGCCGUAAUUUUAAAUUACAAUAGAAUUGAGGCUUUUCUUUAAACCUUCUUGUGAGCAGACUGUGCACCACAGCAUUUGUUGAGGUGGCACACAUGUGGAUGUUUAUCAUCCUUCAACUUGACUGUAUUGAAUAUUUUUAAAAACACGUUUUAAAGGCUAUUCCUGCUUCAGAGUAGAAACGAGAUACAGUAUGUGAAUGAGAUAGUGUAUGCAAGUCACUGAGCACAGACCGGUGCUAAAUGCAAACGCUGGUUCCUUCCUAUCCUCGGGAUUCAUUCGUUUGUUGGGCGCAUGUGUGGAAAGCGUUCUGGGUGCCAGGUCAGGGGGUAGAAAUGCAAGCCUGAUGGGGAGCCACGGGUGGAGCCGCCGUGGAGUAAGUCGGGGCGGAAGCGCUACCGCAGAAUCCGCACCAGGCUGCCGUGGGGGCCUGCGGGAGGGCUGCCGACCCGGCCUUGGGGGACGGAUGUCGUCAAGGAAGGCGUCCCAGAGGAGAUGGAUUCUAAGCUGAAAAGUGGAAGUGUUAACCGGCCGGAGGUGGAAGGAUGGAGGGGAGUUAGGCGAGGAAGAACUGCGAGGGAGAGCCCAGAGAGAGCAGAGUUGAACAAUGACCAUAGUUGACAAAGCUUCUGAAUCCUCAGACCCACCAGCCUAUCAGAAUCAGCCUGGCAGCUCGGAGGCGGCCUCACCUGGAGACAUGGAUGCAGGUUCUGCCAGCUGGGGGGCCGUGUCUUCGUUAAAUGAUGUCUCAAAUCACACGCUUUCUCUAGGACCAGUACCUGGUGCUGUAGUUUAUUCCAGUUCAUCUGUACCUGAUAAAUCAAAGCCGUCACCACAGAAGGAUCAAGCCCUAGGUGAUGGCAUUGCUCCUCCACAAAAAGUUCUUUUCCCAUCUGAGAAAAUUUGUCUUAAGUGGCAACAAACUCACAGAGUUGGAGCCGGGCUCCAGAAUUUGGGCAACACCUGUUUUGCCAAUGCAGCGUUGCAGUGUUUGACUUACACGCCGCCUCUUGCCAAUUACAUGCUAUCACAUGAGCACUCCAAGACAUGUCACGCAGAAGGAUUUUGUAUGAUGUGUACCAUGCAAGCACAUAUCACCCAGGCACUCAGUAAUCCUGGGGAUGUUAUUAAGCCGAUGUUUGUCAUUAAUGAGAUGCGGCGUAUAGCUAGGCACUUCCGCUUUGGAAACCAAGAAGAUGCCCAUGAAUUCCUUCAGUACACUGUUGAUGCUAUGCAAAAAGCAUGCUUGAAUGGCAGCAAUAAAUUAGACAGACACACCCAGGCUACCACACUCGUUUGUCAGAUAUUUGGAGGAUACCUAAGAUCUAGAGUUAAGUGUUUAAAUUGCAAAGGUGUCUCAGAUACGUUCGAUCCGUAUCUCGAUAUAACGUUGGAGAUAAAGGCUGCUCAGAGUGUGAACAAGGCGCUGGAGCAGUUCGUGAAGCCCGAGCAGCUCGACGGGGAAAACUCGUACAAGUGCAGCAAGUGUAAAAAGAUGGUUCCAGCUUCCAAGAGGUUUACUAUACACAGAUCCUCUAAUGUUCUUACACUUUCUCUGAAACGGUUUGCAAAUUUUACUGGUGGCAAAAUCGCUAAGGAUGUGAAAUACCCUGAGUACCUUGACAUCCGACCGUACAUGUCUCAACCAAACGGGGAACCGAUUAUUUAUGUCCUGUAUGCAGUACUGGUCCACACUGGCUUUAACUGCCAUGCUGGCCACUACUUCUGCUACAUCAAAGCUAGCAAUGGCCUCUGGUAUCAAAUGAACGACUCCAUCGUAUCUACCAGUGAUAUUAGAUCGGUACUCAGUCAACAAGCUUACGUACUCUUUUAUAUCAGGUCCCACGAUGUGAAAAAUGGAGGUGAACUCACGCAUUCCACUCACAGCCCCGGCCAGUCCUCGCCCCGACCCGUAAUCAGCCAGCGGGUUGUCAGCAACAAACAGGCCGCAUCAGGGUUUAUGGGACCACAGCUUCCCUCUCAUGUGAUAAAGAACCCACCUCACUUAAAUGGGACCGGACCAUUGAAAGAAGCCCCGAGCAGCUCCAUGUCAAGUCCUAGUGGAAAUUCCAGUGUCAGCCGGGCCGGGUCUGUUAAUGCUUCGACUUCUGUUCAGAACUGGUCCGUUAACAGGCCCUCUGUGAUUCCAGAACAUCCCAAGAAACAAAAAAUCACGAUCAGUAUUCACAACAAGUUGCCUGUUCGCCAAGGCCAGUCUCAGCCCAGCCUUCACGGCCCUUCUCUGGACACCCCGAGCAAGCCGGUUCCCUCCUCCACCGUCACCAGUUCUGCAAUGCAGUCUACCUCGAGCGCAUCUCUGACGGCAGUUUCUAGCAAAGUCACGAAGCAGAUGACCCCGAGUGAGUCCUGUUCUAAGCCUGUGAUGAACGGCAAGUCCAAGCUGCGCUCCAGUGUCCUGGUGCCCUACGGUGCCGAGUCGUCCGAGGAGUCUGACGAGGAGGCAAAGGGCCUGGGCAAGGAGAACGGUCUCGGUACGAUCGAGAGCUCGAACUCUUCCGUGCAGGAUGCUGAAGACGACGAGGCCUCUCCGCUCGAGCUUCGAGAGCCUGUUGCUCUAAAUGGUGCUGACAGUCCGGACAGCGACCUGAAAGAGAACGGUCUGCCCUGCGAUGGUGCCCGCUGCCCAGUCCAGCCUGCCCUACACUCAGAAAAUCCCUUUUCUAAGGCGAAUGGUCUUCCCGGAAAGUCGAUGCCCGCUCCCCUGCCCCCUCUCCCGGAAGACAACAUCUUAGAGACCUUCAAACUCGGCAGCAAAGUGAAAGGCGCCACCGAAGAGACGAGUUCACCUGGAACCGAGGAAGGUCCUGCAGAGGGUCCCGGCGCAGAGCUCGAGCCUGGCAGCCCCUCUCCUGAUUCCCGGGAGAAACCGGAGACGCUCACGAGUCUUAGCAGCAAAUUAAAGAAGGCCUCGCCACCCUCGGACCCCAGCAUCCAAUCUACCAAAGAAGAAGUCUCUGAAAACCUUGCAGCAAAACCCGAGGAGUUUUCCCCCGGUGCCGACGAUCUCUGCGGCAGCACCAGGAACGGCGCGGGGGACGAUCCGCUCCCUAAGCCGUGCGGCCCCGGGGAUUUAACAGACGACCAGAGCAGACCAGCCCAGGCUGCAUCAGGGACGCGCACAGACAGCCCGCGGGCCUCGGCCGCCGUGGAGGCGGCGCAGGGUUCGAGCCCAAGUCCCCCGGCUCGUUCCGAGGGCGCCUGUGAGCACGAGCCCUUCUGCGUCAGCGGAGACAAGCGCGCGGACACGGACACGGAGGGCCCUUGGAAGGGCGCGGGCGCGCCCGCCGCCGACCUCCUCUCUCCCCAAGUAGACACGGGUACAGAGCAUCGCUCGGAAGGGGGCCCCGAGCAGAGUCACAGUGAAAAACGUGAAGAAAAUAAGGUGGGACAGAAAGUUCCAGAUCGCUCUCCGGUUAAGGAAAAAAUCAGUAUCCUCAGAAGAGUUGACCGAGGACAUUAUCGCAACCGAAGAGAUCGUUCCUCCAGCGGAGAACGCGCGAGGGAGAGCCGGAGCAAGACCGAGGACCGCUACCACCGAAAGCGGCGCUCGUACACGAGGGAGCGGCCCAGGCAGGACCGCUACAGGACGGAGCACUGCGGCGGGAGCCAGCACCACCCCUGCCACGGCGAGCGGGCCAGCCCCGGCGAGCCGCGCUCCCUGGCCAGGUACGGCCACCACCACCCUCGGAGCCGGGGCGGCUCGGAGCAGGAGUGGGGCCGGUACCACCACUCGGAGGGCGAGCACCCCUGGGCCCGGGAGAAGUACUACCCCGAGAAGCUGCGCUGGGACAAGUGCCGGUAUUACCACGACAGGUACGCCCUGUACGCGGCGCGGGAGUGGAGGCCCUUCCACGAGCGCCCGUACGACAAGGCGGCCGCGGCCGGCCGGCCCUACCGGGACUGCUACAGGAGCAGGAAGGGCUGCGAGGCGGCCGCUAAGGGGAAGGGUCGGCACCGCUUCAGCCCCCGCGCAGGCCCGCCCCCCGCGCCCCUCCCCUACCCCGAGAAGCACCCCCACGAGAAGAUCGCGCCCGGAGCCGAAGACGACACCUGUGACCUCGCCGGCCGGUUUCACGACCACGAGAACGUCAAGUCGCGGAAACGGAGGUACGACAGCCUGGAAAACGGCGACGGUCGCGGAGAAAAGAGAGCCUGGAGAGGCGCACAGAAGGAGCCUUUAGAAGAGCCGAAAGCGAAGAAGCACAAAAAAUCAAAGAAGAAAAAGAAAUCCAAAGACAAACACCGAGACCGAGAUUCCAGGCAUCAGCAGGAUUCCGAUCUUUCGGUCGCGUGCUCUGAUGCCGACCUCCACAGACACAAAAAAAAGAAGAAGAAAAAGAAGAGGCACUCAAGGAAAUCCGAGGACUUUGUUAAAGACUCAGAGCCACACCUCCCCAAGGCCGCCAGCCAUGAGACUGUUGACCGUUUCCGGAGAACGGACGGCGCUUUCCCCCUCACUGAUGGGCUGCCUCUGGAAGGCGUUGGGCCUUUCUGUGAGAAGAGAAAACAUUUAAGGAUGGGAAGCAGGGAUGACAGGUGUCCUCUGUCUGAGUGUGGCCAGGGUGAUUGAAAACUUGGCCUCAAAACAAAAAACUCACUAGUUAUGAUUCAGCGUGUUCAACAGAAGCCAUCCCCAACCCAGCUUAAAUUAUAAAUGUAGAAAUAACUCUGUUCAAAUCUGCGUGGUGCUUCUUUAGUAAAUACUGUACAGAUUUUACCAUGGAGGACUUUUUUUUAGUUUUUACCUUUUCUUAAUUCCCCUUAUUCCAAACGGACGAACCCUUUCUACAACUGCUGACCGUUGUAAACAGCGUGUACAUAAAUCCCACGGACAGUGACGCCCUGGACUGGAACAUCUCAAUGCUGCUUAAUCAGACUCAGGUGGACUGCUCGCAUUCCAUGGAAAAGCUCCUUCAAGCCAGACCUCCGGUGCGAGAGCAGCCGGGAAACCAUGGAAUUAGUAAAAGUACAAACAAACUGACAGUGUGUAUAUUUAAUUUAAAGACUUAUUUAAAGAUUCACGAGCUCUCGACUAGACUUGGGAGCAGUCUGUUUUCUGUAAUGUCUGAUACUAGAAACUAAUUUGCUUCAUAUUUUAGUUGUAUUCAAGAUUUGAAAAUGUAUUUUAUAGACAAGUUCUGUUUUUGAACUUUGUGGAACUAUUCCAAUCGAUUUACCAGUUAUGAUGAGUAUUUACAUUAUGAAUGUAUAAUCCAAACGUUAUUUGUAAAGCCUACAGUAUGUUUUUAUUACUUAACACUUUUUUAUGCAGUGUCUCUUGUCUUGACUACGAUAUUGGAGUCUGAGUUGUCAGCUUGGUCCCUUAAAGUUUCUAGUUACAGACAAAAUCAUACUGUGAUUUUAUUUUUAAUAUGGAUAUGCUAUCAAACUGUGAUACACUUAUAAUUCACUGGUCCUGCAUCAGGAGACGGAGUGGGGAAAACUGUAUUUAAUACAGUUUGUAUCUGAAUAAUCUGUAUGGUUUAUACAGUUUGUGUUGUUCAGAGAUGUCUAAAGUUUGAUCUUUGUUUUUUUAAAGAUUAAAAAAAGCACUCGCCCCACUGUAAAUACACAGCAUGUAAAGUUUAUAUAGUAUAUAAAUGGCAGCAAAUUCAA
This is a messenger RNA of Leopardus geoffroyi (Geoffroy's cat), 6690 nucleotides long. RefSeq names its product ubiquitin specific peptidase 42 (gene USP42). Bases 1661 to 5644 code for a protein of 1327 amino acids. Gene Ontology annotation, cellular component: cytosol; nucleus. Lineage: Eukaryota; Metazoa; Chordata; Mammalia; Carnivora; Felidae. The transcript has 18 exons. The record is from RefSeq and is a predicted model, not a curated record. Gene Ontology annotation, biological process: protein deubiquitination; regulation of apoptotic process. Gene Ontology annotation, molecular function: cysteine-type endopeptidase activity; cysteine-type deubiquitinase activity.